Molecule: messenger RNA, 1929 nt
Organism: Talaromyces stipitatus ATCC 10500
Lineage: Eukaryota; Fungi; Ascomycota; Eurotiomycetes; Eurotiales; Trichocomaceae
Exons: 2
Coding region: 64-1659 (531 amino acids)
Source: RefSeq, a predicted model, not a curated record
CACUUGCCCUGGAUUGUUUGCAAUUAAUCACCCUAGUCCUUCACAUCAGUUAAGGCCUGGAAUAUGAAACGCGCAAUAGCCCCUGAUUCACCUGACGAUGUGGGCCAACGGCCAGCGAAGCUGCGACGUCGAGACAGUUCAAGUACAGUUCCCAUACCAUCGAGCAAAAAGCAGGAGCAGAUUACACUGCAACCGCCUUCACCUUUGUCGAACAAUGUUAGCAGCAGGAAAAUUAACGAACAGGAAUGUGGACAUUCUGCGAUUGUACCUCCGUCGAAACCGAUCAACAAACGUCAAGAGAUACUUCAGUGGAUACCGUGCCCGUCAGAGGAGUUUGACGAGGUUGAUAUUAUGAGUCAGCCUGCAUCGAAAAGAUCACGCUCACAAUCAACGUCGACCGACCGUGGACGGACUCGUUCCGUUUCACCCAGUGCGAGUGCCUCCUCCCGAGAUGCCAAAUCAUAUGCAUAUAAGGCCGUGAACUAUGUGACAAUUCUGGAAACCAAAGGUUGCUUUAUGCGCCAGUCGCCCGCCGGUCCGACUUCCGAAGAAGUCGCGCUUUGCCAGCGACUCCUCCAUCAACCAGUGGAAACUCCACGCGGAACCCUCUUUGACAACGAGUUCAUUGAGGGCUUUCACGACGCGUUACGAAAUCGAUCAGAAGCGCGACUAUUAAUAGAUUUACAUCCGCUCCUCAUACCAUCUGCAGAGAAUCUGUUCAUCCAAGGGAAGGAGGAACUAAGAGAUGUGAUUGAUGGCUACAAUGAUCCAUGGCUGAAGACGGAGCCAAUCUAUGGUCCCAAACCACAGCCAGAUCAUGCCCGAGGCUUGAGAUGGUCAACCUUUUCAGACAGCCAGCGGCGAAAACUUGGAAUCAAGCCUGAUGAAAAAUCUCUAUAUGCAGUGCGAGAAGAUAUGUACUUCCCUUACUUAACGGCAGAAGUCAAGUGUGGGAACCAGGCUUUGGAAUUUGCGGAUCGGCAGAAUAUGCACAGUAUGUGUAUUGCUCUUCGGGCUGUGGUCAGCGUAGCUCAAGCAGCCGGUUGUUCGGAAGAAGUGCACCGGAAGCUCCUUGGGUUUUCAAUUUCACACGAAUUAGAGAGUGUGCGAAUCUACGGGCACUAUCCUGAGAUUGGUGAAGACGGAAUUAAAUAUUAUCGCUGGUUAGUGAAGCAGUUCAAUAUUUGGACAGAGGAGGAUAAAUGGGCAUGUUAUCAUUUUGUGGAGAAUCUUGAUCGCGAAUUCCUUCCUAUCCACACCGGCCGAUUAAUGCAUUUGCUGGAAGAAAUUCCUGAUCCACAAGACGUCCCUUUCGAGCUCGAUAUCGAUGAUGAGAUUGGCUCCCAAUCACGAAUCUGGUCCCAGGAACGGCCCGCAUAUAGCCGGGCCCCAUCUGCACAGAAUCGGGGCUUACAGCCGGAGCUCCGUAGCAUGAUUCAAGUCUUACAACAGCAAUUAGAGGAACAAAAAUUACAGCAAGAGCAACUAUCAGCAGAACAGAAGGCACGAGAAGAGAGACUAGCAGCAGAGCAGAAAACACGAGAAGAGAAGCUUCUCGCUCAACUGGAGCAGCAGAAAGCACGGGAAGAAAAACUCCUCGCUCAGUUGGAACAACAACAAGAAAGACUUUUCAAACUCUUAGAGCAGAAAGAGAUAUGACCUAACAAUCAGACCUAAGCGAUAUGAGGUGAUUAAUAUGAACGAUAAUAUGAACUAGUAAGAACAGUUGGCUAGCGAGAUUGUAUGUAUAUUCAGUUCUCCGCCUUCUCGGUAUACAGCAGGUUCCAAAGCCCGGCUUUUAUAGGUAGUUUGGGUCACUGGUUUAUAUAGGACCCACCGGGCAUGUAGGGUUGACUUAACUUGUAAGCUAUUGUGAGAGGUAAUCUUGGGGGCUAUGUUUCUGGACUGCCUCAUUGGAUAUCCAGGUUA